Molecule: messenger RNA, 2070 nt
Organism: Colletotrichum fioriniae
Lineage: Eukaryota; Fungi; Ascomycota; Sordariomycetes; Glomerellales; Glomerellaceae
Molecular function (GO): FMN binding; oxidoreductase activity; protein binding
Source: RefSeq, a predicted model, not a curated record
AUGGCACCCGCAAGAUACGCCGCCGAGGCCGUGGACCCCAAACCCCUCGCCGAACCCCUCAAGUUCGCCUUCUCAGGCAAAGUCGCAAAGAAUCGCUUCCUCAAGGGCGCAAUGACGGAGCGCCUCUCGACCUGGGAUCCCAAAACCCCGUCCAACCGCGGCAUCCCCACCCCGGAACUCAUCAACCUCUACCGCCGCUGGGGCGAGGGCGACUUUGGCGUCCUUCUCUCCGGCAACGUCAUGAUCGACUACGACCAGCUCGAGGCCGCCGGCAACCCGAUUAUCCCGCUCGACGCCCCCUUUGAGGGCGAGCGCUUCGAGGGGUUCCGCAAGCUUGCCGAGGGGGCCAAGGCGCAUGGGAGCUUACUGCACGCGCAGCUUAGUCACCCCGGCAGACAGGUCGAGCAGAAGAUCAACCCGCACCCCAUCUCGGCGAGCGAUGUGCAGCUCGAGGGUGAUGUCAUGGGUAUGAGGUUCGCGAAGCCGAGGGCGAUGGAGAAGGAGGACUUUGAAAAGGUGAUUGGUGGGUUUGCGCAUGCGGCUGAGUAUGUGUACAAGGCUGGCUUUGAUGGAGUUGAGCUUCAUGGUGCACACGGCUACCUCCUCGCGCAAUUCCUCUCGCCGACAACAAACAAGCGCACCGACCAGUAUGGCGGCUCCCUAACCAACCGCGCGCGCAUCAUUCUCGAAAUCGCCGAUGCCAUCCGCGCCCGCGUCCCCGACCCGUCCUUCAGCAUCGGCAUCAAAGUCAACAGCGUCGAGUUCCAAGACGAGGGCUUCUCGACCGAAGACUGCCGCGACCUCUGCUCCGCGCUCGAGGACGCCUCCUUCGAUUUCGUCGAGCUUUCGGGAGGAACAUACCAGUCCCUCGCCUUCGAGCACAAGCGCGAAUCCACAAAGAAGCGUGAAGCCUUCUUCUUGGAUUUCGCCGAGAAGAUUAUCCCGCAGCUCACCAAGACGAAAGCGUACGUCACCGGUGGGCUGAGGACUGUGCCUGCCAUGGUAGAGGCGCUGAAGACGGUGCACGGGAUCGGGCUGGCGAGGCCCGCGUGUAACGAGGUUGAUCUGCCGCGCAAGAUCAUUGCGGGCGAGGCGUCGGCUGCGAUUGAGACGUUGUUGGGCGAGCAGGAUUUCGGACUGACGAAUAUGUUGGCCGGCACGCAGAUGAGGCUCAUCGGACGGGAUCAGGAGCCGUUGGAUGUGAGCAAGGAGAAGUACAAGGAUGUGUUUAUGAAGUCACUGGGAACGUGGGCGGAGGCGAUGGGGAAGAAUGAGGAUGGGAGCAAGUUUGGGUAUAUUGAUAUUGAGGGGUUGGAUUUGCACCCCUUUGGAAAGCCGAUCGAACCAUCUCUCCGCGUCCGACGCGCCAUCACAGCAAACGACCCUCUCCUCGUAAAACGAAUCCUCAAAUCCCACCCUCGCCUCCUCCACAACCCAGACCCCUCCCCCGAAGCCCUCUCCAACUCGAACCUCCACCUCGCCGCCUCCCUAGGCCACCUCCCCAUUGCCAAAGUCCUCGUCGACCAUGGCCACGAACACCCCGACCCGGCCCUCAACGAGCAUCACCAAACAGCCCUAAUGCUCGCCGCCGCCGCGGGCCACACCGAGGUCGUCCACUUCCUCUGCGAACGAACCCCGCACGUCAUCCUCCGUCGCGACAUACGCUGGCGCGACGCCAUCAUGGAAGCGAGCCGCGGCGGCCACGACACCGUCCUGCAGAUCCUGCUGACGUACGUUCCCGAGGGCGCGCGUGCCGCCGUGCAGAGGGCGGACCUGGACGGCAACACGGCGCUGCAUUUCGCGAGCAGUAAUGGGAACUUGCUCGUGCUGAGGACGCUGCUUGCCGCUGGCGCCGACGCCGAGAGGAGGAAUGUCUGGAGCUGGACGGCCAUGUCGUACAGCGCUACCGUGCAGGCCGAGGUGUAUCUCAAGGGGCUCGUGACCGAGGUGGAGCGGCGCAAGAUGGUGAGGCAGGAGGUUGAGCAGCUCAAGAACUCUGUCAAGGGGGUGGCUAGCAUCAAGGGCGGUGCCGUGCGGGUUGUUGAGGAGGAUGUCGACGUUGAGGACUGA